Kazachstania africana CBS 2517 is the source of this 738-nucleotide messenger RNA. It is a transcript of the gene ATP4, whose product is annotated as F1F0 ATP synthase subunit 4. Gene Ontology annotation, biological process: proton motive force-driven ATP synthesis. The record is from RefSeq and is a predicted model, not a curated record. Gene Ontology annotation, molecular function: proton transmembrane transporter activity. Lineage: Eukaryota; Fungi; Ascomycota; Saccharomycetes; Saccharomycetales; Saccharomycetaceae. Bases 1 to 738 code for a protein of 245 amino acids. The transcript has a single exon.
AUGAAUUUACAUAGAUUGCCACUCAGAAAUACAGCAUCGUAUGUUAAUAGGGCUGUUAUUGCAAACACUCUUCGUCGUCCUAGUAUCUAUGUAGCUACUCGUCAAAUGUCCACUCCAUCCAAAACACCAGCACAAGAUCCUAAAACAAAGGCGCAAUCAAUUAUGGACGCAAUUCCCGGUAACAGUAUCAUAUCAAAAACCGGUAUCUUAGCUACAUCGGCAGCAGCCGCGGUGUACGCCAUCUCAAAUGAAUUAUACGUUAUAAAUGAGGAAUCUAUUUUGCUAUUAACAUUUGGUGGUAUUGUAGCCUUAAUGAUUAAAAUGGUUGCCCCAGUCUAUAAAGAUUUUGCAGAUUCAAGGAUGAAAAAAGUGUCUGAUGUAUUGAAUGCUUCGAGAAUAAGACAUGUUGACGCCGUUAAGGAAAGAAUUGAGUCUGUUUCUUCAUUGAAAAAUGUUUCUGAUACAACAAGAGUUUUAUUUGAUGUUUCGAAGGAAACCGUCGAAUUAGAGGCAAAAGCCUUUGAAGAGCAACAGAAAGUUGACUUAGUUAAGCAGGCCAAAUCGGUCUUGGAUUCCUGGGUAAGAUAUGAGGCAUCGCUACGUCAAAUGCAACAGAAGCAAAUGGCAGAGACUAUUAUCAAGAAGGUUCAAGGAGAGUUGUCUAAUCCCAAAUUUCAAGAUAAAGUAUUGCAACAAUCCAUAACAGAAGUAGAGAAAUUGCUUGCUGAAUUGAAAUAG